CGUUGGCUAGGGUUUUAAGUUUCGGCUAUGGAGGAUGGCGCCAUUGCCUACGAGCAGCAGGAGCGAUUGCGGCGCUUUGUGGAUGAGUGGAGGGAUCAGGUCUGGAAGCUGGGAGGAGCCGCCUCUCCUUGCAAUGCGGAUCCUAUUGGUUUGGCGCUCACUCUUUGCGAAUCUGGGGUUUCGCUUCCAAAGAUGAUCGUCAGCGACAAUGCCACUGUCAACAAGGUUCUCAUGCCGCUGGCCUUCGAUUGCGUGGAAAUCUCGCGAUUUAGGCGAGAGGCGCUGGAAAAGAUCUAUCCCCGGCUGCUCGUAUUUGGCGAUUCUGACAAGGCUUCUCUCGAGGGAAGCGUCCAACUGGCAUUCGCAAGGUGGUAUGGAUUCUUCCACGAGCUUAAAACUUCGAUCGUGGGAUUGAGAGGGUUGCUGGGGAAUCUCUUUCGCCAGUUGCAAGCACUCUACUCUCCACUCUCGAGAAAGAAGCAAACGUUCUCGACUCUCUCGAGUGUGCACUUCCACACAGCGAUCAGCUCCCUCGGCGAAGGUCUUGGAAUUUUGAUGAUACUGGACGAGAUUGUUUCGCAUAAUGGAGCUAUUGGCCAUUCCCUGUCCCUGUUUACAAGAAUGUUGCAGUCUGUGAGAGCUGAACCAGAUUCUUUCGACGUGGAAGCUAAUCAGAUCGAGUCUCUCCAUCGUGCUGUGAGUGAGAUGGACGAUCUGCUCGUGACCGGCCUCUUUCAGAGAUGCAUACACGAGGAUUUUUCUCUGCAAUUAGAAAAGGAAGAACUCAAAGACAAUGCUUUGUUUCUUGAAGAGGUAUCCUUCGGCUUAAGGACGGCCAUUGUCAAAGUCUUAAAUGCCAUCGAAACCUCCAAGGAGCAACCUGACGACCGUGAGAAGCUCGUGGGGCUUUUGGGAGUUUUUGUGCUCUAUUCAUGGAUCAGUGGAGAAGCUAGUGACAAGAAGACGCUGAAAAUGAUCUCGAAACUAGCUGCAAAUUUUCCCGUACUGCAUCCGGUCUCAAACGUGAGGUUUCUCUCGAUCGAGUUUUUAAGUGCACACUCUCCGUCUUGGUUUCGCGCCUCAACCUUGUUCAGGGACGUGCGAAGGGAUGCUGCGAUCUUGAAGCGUAGCUACCUUACCCGUUUGGACGAAGCUCUGAUCAAAGAUUCUCAUGAAACACAUCGUUCAAUCUGUGAUUGGCUGGUUUCAUUUAGCACGUUGGCAGCUUCAUCACCUGCGCAGAAUCUUUCUAGUCAGUCUCUACUGGAUAGGCAUUUGCAACAAGCAACCCUGGGGAUUCUGCUUGCAAACAAGCUUCAAAAGUUUCUAAGAUCUGCAAUCGAUCUGCAUGUUCUUCUCGAGGUGCCGAUAAGCAAGGAGCAAGUGAGACAAUUGCGUUACGGAAUGGAACUACUCAAAGCAAUUGAGUACAUGUUCAACAAACUGAGGCAGGAGGUUGCGCUGAGUGUUGGCCAGAUAGUGGGCCAUCUUAUGUCUGUCGUCAGGGAACGUCUAUUGCAGUUUAAGUCUUGGCUGGCAGAGGAUCUAAAUUCAAAACUAAAAACUUCUAAUGGAAACAUGUUUAACCGUUCGCCGAGCAAAACAAGGGAACCAGAACUUAAGCUCAUGGAUGCAUUAUGUGCACUGAAUAUUACAAUGAAAGCACUGGAUUUUUUACCAACAGUUCAAGGAUUGUUUACAUUUCGCCUUGCCUUCGAUGUAGUGACUUGCUUGCAAACCAAGUUACAGGAGGAGCGUAUCAAGGAAAUUGAAGACUAUAUUGCUCUCAUAGAGCUGACUUUGAAUCGAGGAAGCUUAAUUCAAAUGGCCACAGACUGUAGCUUCUUAUUUUGGAACAAAGAGAUGAUGGCAACCUGCUUUGCUAUGGUUUAUUCACAAGCCGGCGAAGCCAGACAUUUGCAGUACUUGGUGUCUGCAUUUUUGGACGGAGCCAAGCUACUCCAGUGUGGAUGUGCUGAUGCCUCAUUGUACGAGAAGUCGAUACGGGAUUGCCUACUUACAGAGGUGGUAGAACCCAUCUGUCACGAUAUAGAGACGGAUUUGAGGCUACAUGUACACUCGGCUCAUUUAAAAGGAGCAGUGAAUGUAAAUCCUACAAAGACAGGAGUUCGGGAUCCCUCCUGGUUUCUAAAAAUCAAACCUUUACGCCUCCUCUCUUCGUUCAUUCACAUUAAGUCUCGGGUUGAAGUCUACCUGAAUGCAGCAUUUUAUGACCAUGCGGCCGUUGCGCUGCACAACUGGAAGACAUACAAUGAAAUGAAAAAUAUCGCGGAGCUUAAAUAUGGGCUUUCGUUGGAUGCAAUUCAUCUUCCUGGUCAAACUUUAGAGCAAGGGGUGGACGUAUUGGAAAUAAUGCGCAACAUACAUAUAUUCGUAGCGUGUUAUACCUACAACCUCAACACUCAGGUAUUUGUUGAGAGACCUUCAAAUGCACGAAACAGGAAAAAUCUGAACACGGUCAACGUGAAGCACGCUGCAAAUUCAAUCCGGACUCAUGGCAUUGGAAUUAUGAGCACCACUGUGAACUUCGCGUAUCAGUUUCUCGCUCAGAAGUUCCUGGUUUUCUCACAAUUCUUAUUUGAUGAUCACAUCAAGUCUCGAAUGGUGAAGGAACAACGAUUCUAUAAGGAAAAGAAACUGCAAGCCGACAGCGGCUACCCAGUGGAAAGAGCUGAGAAACUGAACAAAGAUAUCAGAAAACUUGGAGUUACUGAUGAUGGAUUCAGCUUUCUAGACCAGUUUCGACGUCUCAUUGCGGAGAUGGGAAACGCGCUCGGCUUUGUCAGGAUGGUUCGCCUAGGGGGAUUGAAUUAUUGCACUACUGCUUGCGGGUCUCUGCCGAUGACUAAAGGAUUUGAGGAAGCAGCCAAGACAUUUUUCUUGCCCAAAGCUGGCAUUGAUGCCGGUCUGAUACUGGAUAAGGCUUUAGAGAGCCAAAACCUAUCAGUCAACGAGACUGAUUACUUCGCGAUCCUUACAAAUAUAUUCUCGGAACUUAAGGGCAAUGACAACAUACAUCUGCGAGAUUUUUUCUUGUUGGUUCCUGCUCUGACUAUCAAUGCGGCGGAUGCAAUACUCCAGUCAAAAGAGAAGCUUCAUAAACGCGGAAGAGAUGCUGUAAAUGCAACGUUUACCGACGAUGGAUUUGCUCUUGGGAUUGCCUAUAUUCUGAAGGUUCUGGACCAAGACAAACAAUUCGAUUCUCUGCACUGGUUUCAGUCUGCCAGACAGCAUUUCGUAGCUGAGAGAGCACGCCUCGAGGAGAGCCUAGACAUGGACAGCACUGGCAGCGGCAUGAACGGGCUGCAAGCUUGGAGCCAGAAGCUGGCAUCUCUCUCAAAGGAAGAAGCUCAGAACAUGGAAAUGAUGAUGAAGAAGAUUACAGCAAUUCUUAUGGAGGUAGAGCUCAUUGAAUUCACUUUCACGGGAGCAAGAGUUUUCUUUCAAGGAAGUUGAGGACUCUCCGCGAAUCGAAAGCAGGGGCACCGUUUGAUCGUGGAAAGUUAGAGCAACAGCAAAAAUGUCUCACACUCUUGCAGCAGUGCCAAGAUUCAGGGGAGC
Molecule: messenger RNA, 3582 nt
Organism: Selaginella moellendorffii
Lineage: Eukaryota; Viridiplantae; Streptophyta; Lycopodiopsida; Selaginellales; Selaginellaceae
Product: WASH complex subunit 4
Exons: 26
Coding region: 28-3477 (1149 amino acids)
Biological process (GO): endosome organization; endosomal transport
Cellular component (GO): WASH complex; endosome
Source: RefSeq, a predicted model, not a curated record